AGUCACUGCGGUUCGUCGCAUCGAUCGUGUUCCUCUACUAACACCCACUACCUACCUUUAUUCUCCCUCUCUUUAUCAUUCUUUUUCGUUCUUUCAUUCCAGUAGUUAACUUUACUCCUUCUGUCUAUAUUUCUCGCAUAGUCGAUCCACACUUCCAACACGAAAGAGAUCGGUGUGUCCAUUAUCAACGAUGUUAACGUGUUGGGAAAAAAUCUCAUUGGUUGUUCUGACUGCUGUGGGCCUGAGGAUUUUAAUAAGAGGAGGACUUUUGGCAUGGAAAAAAUUAUUGGCACCUAAUCUAGGCUUAGGCGUAGAUUUAACGAUUCAAGGUAGAUGGGCAGUAAUCACAGGUGCAACUGAUGGACUUGGGAAAGCAUUUGCCAAGGCUCUUGCUAGUAAAGGUCUUGACAUUGUCCUAGUAUCAAGAUCACUGGCAAAGCUUAAAGAUGUUGCAACCGAAAUAAAAGAAAAAUAUGGAGUUGAAACGCGUGUUGUUGAGGCUGAUUUAACCGAAGGUCAAGCAAUCUAUUCAAAGAUUGCUAAAGCUACGGAAGAACUUGAGGUUGGAAUUUUAAUUAACAGCGCUGGAAUGAGUUACGAAUAUCCAGAAUUUCUCACCAAUAUGCCAGAAGAAACGCUAAAUAAAAUAUUGCAAUUAAACGUGGCUGGUCUUACUGGUACCACUAGAGUAAUUCUACCAGGCAUGAUGAAACGACGAAAGGGUGUCGUAAUUAAUAUAAGUUCGGUAACGGGUGAUAUUCCAAGUCCAUAUUUGACAGUUUACGCAGCCAGUAAAGCUUACGUCAUUAAAUUCAGCGCCGAUUUAGCUGCGGAAGUAGCUCAUAAUGGUGUCACCGUACAAUGUAUUAUUCCUGGACCCGUUGCUACUAAAAUGACCAGAAUCAAGAAACCAACGUGGAUGGCACCGACUGCUGAUAAAUUUGUCGAGGCUACUUUGAAAACUGUGGGAAUCGAAUCUUUAACAACUGGAUAUCCUCCGCACUAUUUAGUGUACGGAUUUAUGAAAACUUUGACAUGCGUGUGUGAGAAGGGUGCAAUGUGGUUAGUGACCAGGACGAUGCUCAAUCUAAGAGGACGUUCUCUUCGGAAAAAGACAAGGGAACAGAACCAAAUGAAAGAGAUUCCGCAACAUGAUAAUCUCCUCACAGAAUAAAUUCCUAAAACUAAUCUAUUUUCUCAUUUAUUACUAUCGUAAUUCGUAAGAUAUCUCUUAUCAUUGAAAUGAUGAGUGCUUUUCGUCGGUUAUAUAUACAUAUAUACAAUUUUCAAAUUAAAAUUUUUAUGAAAUUUUUUAAUUUAACAAUAAGCUGGAUUUAUAUAAUUUUAUUUUUUGGUUGUAUUGGCGAUCUUUUUAUAAUCUUUCCAUAUAUUUUUUCUUGUUUUUUUCUUUUCUGUUAAAUACAUUUUGCCAUAUACAUUUGGUAUUUACGUAUUUAUACAAAAUAUGUUUCAUAGUAAAAUAAAUAUUUUUAUUGUUUGAUCUAAAUGCAAAA
This is a messenger RNA of Vespa crabro (European hornet), 1514 nucleotides long. Its product is annotated as very-long-chain 3-oxoacyl-CoA reductase-like. Gene Ontology annotation, molecular function: oxidoreductase activity. Lineage: Eukaryota; Metazoa; Arthropoda; Insecta; Hymenoptera; Vespidae. The transcript is spliced from 4 exons. The coding region runs from base 191 to 1174 and encodes 327 amino acids. The record is from RefSeq and is a predicted model, not a curated record. Gene Ontology annotation, cellular component: endoplasmic reticulum.